Messenger RNA from Sparassis crispa, 2592 nucleotides. Its product is annotated as Putative endoplasmic reticulum metallopeptidase. The transcript has 17 exons. Gene Ontology annotation, biological process: proteolysis. Gene Ontology annotation, molecular function: metalloexopeptidase activity. NCBI's taxonomy places the organism in Eukaryota, Fungi, Basidiomycota, Agaricomycetes, Polyporales, Sparassidaceae. Bases 1 to 2592 code for a protein of 863 amino acids. The record is from RefSeq and is a predicted model, not a curated record.
AUGAGCACACCACUGGGCCCUCGCCCACGCUGGGGACCCGUUCGCUCACUCUUAUGUCUUGCACCUCUUCUUCUUGUUCCAUUUUAUUCCUUCAAGCUCAACUACGCUCUCCCCGAGCCGAUCACCGACCCAGUAAACCCCAUUACUGGUCUACCUCAGAUAUCCGAGGCGAAUGCCCUUGCACACGCGAAAUAUCUUUCGGAGGACAUAGGCUACCGCACUGUCGGCACGCGUGAACAUGCACUCGGGGACGCGUGGAUGCUGCAACAGGCUGAGUUGCUGCACGCGCAAUGCGAGGAGGUGCUCCGCGUGCACCCUGGGCGAAGACUUCAAUGUGAGGUUUGGCACCAACAGGGCAGCGGGAGUCACCGGUUUGAUAUGAUGGGCAGGCGAUUGUACAAGACGUAUGUAGACCUUACUAACGUAAUAAUCCGUGUCUCGGACGGGACUCCUGCUGGGAAAGAACAUGCCGUCCUGGUGAAUUCGCACGUCGACAGCACUCUGCCUUCUCCUGGCGGUGCGGACGAUGCGAUUUCUGUAGGUAUUAUGAUGGAGUGCGUGCGUGUGCUAGUGAACACCCCAGAUUGGGAGCCCAAACACGCCAUCAUAUUUUUGUUCAACAAUGCAGAGGAGAGCUUGCAGGAUGGAUCGCAUCUAUUCGCUACUCAGCAUCCCGUCGCUAAGACCGUUCGGGCAUUUAUCAAUCUUGAAGCUGCUGGUACAACUGGCCAAGAGAUGCUUUUCCAAGCGACCUCAGAGCAGAUGAUACGGGCGUACUCCUACGUACCAAGACCAUUUGGCACCAUUAUUGCAAGCGAAGUCUUCAGCUCCGGAAUAAUUCUAUCCGAUACAGACUUCCGACAGUUUGAGCAGUACUUGAAUGUUACUGGUUUAGAUAUAGCCAUUGUCAGCAACAGUUACCUCUAUCACAUGCGCAACGAUUUGGUAGAGAACAUAGAGCCUGGUGUUACUCAGCACAUGGGAGAGAACGUCCUUGCGCUGCUUCUGUAUCUCUCUUCCCCGGAGUCUCCUCUUCCCACCUUAACAGAAGGCUACACCCGUCCAACGACGGUCUUCUUCCAGUACCUCGGAUAUUUCUACCUCUAUUCAUUCCGCACCGCUAACACCAUAUACCUGGCCAUGCUCGUAACCUCGCUCAUUCUUGCCAAAGUGACGUAUGUCGACCCUGCUCCUGCCCUGAAGAAGGGAAAAGGCUUGCUGGGUGAGCACGCCAAAGGUAUCUUGGCUGUCUCUAGCGCAUUUGUGGGCUCUCUCGUUGGUGCAAAUGUUGUGGCUGUCGUCAUGCGGCUGGUUCUUGGCAAGGGAAUGAGCUGGUUCUCCUCGGAAUGGUCCUGCGUUGCACUGUAUGGACCUGCGGCUCUUGCAGGGGGCCUUGCGUCUCAGCUGCUCGUAGGUCGGGUACCAGAGCGAACCGUAUUCUCAUCGGUGUUGCUGUUGCAAUCGUUCCUUACGUGUGCCUUGCAAUUCGUCGGUAUCGGCUCAUCGGCAUUAUACUUCUUGUCGUGUGUUGGAUACUGCGCGGCACUAGUCCUCAAUGCCUUCGUAACCAAUUCGAAGGAUGAUAUUUCUUUAUGGAGCUAUCUGAUUGGCCAGUUAAAUCCUCUAAUGGUUGGUACUCAGAUAUUCUGCAUCACGCUCGAUGUGUUCGUCCCCCUGACAGGACGUAUGGGCCAAGAAGCCCCUGCAGAACACAUUAUCGCGUCUAUCGUGGCCUUCACAGGCGGAUAUUCUCUUCCGCUCGCCAUCCCCUUCGUGCACCGUUUCAGCCAUCGUAUGUUAGCGCGGAUGGUGAUCCUCAUGUCGGUGCUGACAGCAGUGAUGAUGGUCGCCUUCUCGAUGAGGUCGCCGUUCGACGCUAUGCACCAAAAGCGCUUGUUUGUGAUACAUAUGGAGAACGUGACGAGUGAGGAGCAACAUCUACAUGUCGCUGCAGCCGACGGUGCACCUGGCUUCGACGUUCUUGCUCAGAGUAUCGCGCGCGACUUCGGUGUAGAAGGCAUGGAUCCCACAUCGGUGAUUUUAAACAGCUGGAGCAAUUACUGGGAGUCCAUGUAUCCCUUCUCUGAGUUCUUGACGCCAUACAAGUUCGACCUUCCUCUCAAACCUGAUUAUCUGGUUGCUCCGGAGCACGACUUCACUAUAACUGCUGCCAAUGAUACCAUAGAUGCAGCGGCCGGCACUAGAAGUCUCACUCUCGUUAUCAACCAUCCAGGUAUCAUAUGGACUGCAAUUGUUUUUGAUGCCCACGUACUGAAGUGGAACCUGGACGAUAACCCUCCCGACGAGUAUGCGCGUCAUCAUAUCAAGGAGGCGUCGUUCUAUGGGCACGAUACCUGGACUGUCGACCUAGUAAUUAAACUGCCUCCAGGCGCAGACGCCAAGGCUGGCUUGAGGGUAGACUUCGUCGGUAUUCACGAAAAGGCCAUGUGGCCGGGGAAGAAGGCAGAGAAGGCGGAGGGCGGACGAGCAAUGGUAUUGUUUGAGGAGUUUGAUGCUUGGAUUGAGAAAGAGAUGGCUGGGACGGUGGAUACUCUCUUGAUAGGCGGUGUUGGCGGUGUAGCUGUGGUAUAG